UGACGAGGGCAAGGAGCUGUACGCGGAAGUGCGUUCCCUUUUUGGAUGGGGGCAGAGGGGAUGGCGGCUGUAACGGUGGGCCCUAGGGUACCUCCCGCAGCCGCUGGGCCAGGAAUGGGGCCAGCACCGGCGGAGGGGGCCGACGCUCUUUUCGUGGCCUUGAGCGCCGGCUUCACGACCUUGAGCCACCCUCUGCUGUAUGUGAAGCUGCUGGUGCAGGUUGGGCAUGAACCUCUUCCUCCAACUGUCGGGAGAAACUUGUUGGGAAGAAAAGUACUUUACCUACCUGGCUUUUUUACAUAUGCCAGACACAUUGUGGAAGUGGAUGGGAAAAGGGGCCUUUUCCGUGGCCUUGCUCCUCGAAUCCUCUCUAGCACUUUAUCCACCAUAAGCAGAGGGAGAGUAAAGAAGGCCUUUCCUUUGGAGGAUAUAGAACAUGUUUCUAACAAGGAUGAUGUGAAAACGUCCCUCCUGAAAGUGGCAAAAGAGACCUCCCAUGAGAUGAUGAUGCAGUGUGUAUCCCGGGUUAUCUCUCAUCCACUGCAUGUAAUUUCAAUGCGCUGUAUGGUCCAGUUCGUAGGACGGGAAGUGAAGUACAGGGGCGUGUUCAGCUCCAUUGGGACAAUUUGGAAGGAAGAGGGGCUGCUGGGAUUCUUUGUCGGUUUAGUUCCUCAUAUCCUAGGUGAUGUCAUCUUUCUAUGGUGUUGCAACCUUCUGGCUCACUUGAUCAACACCUACGCAGUGGAUGACAAUUUCAGCCAAGCCUCUGUGAUACGAAGCUACACCAAGUUUGUGAUGGGGAUUGCUGUGAGCAUGCUGACGUACCCCUUUCUUCUGGUGGGAGAUCUCAUGGCGGUGAACAAUUGUGGGUUACUUGCUGGCCUCCCUCCACGCAGCCCUGUGUUUUCCUCUUGGAUUCAGUGCUGGAGACACCUCAGUGCUCAGGGGCAGCUCUUCAGAGGCUCCAGCCUACUUUUUCGUAGAGCAUCUGCACCAGCAGCAUAUCUUAUUGAUUAAUCUCAUCUGGGAGAAAGAGGUCAACCUAGACUCUUGUAGAAGAAACCUUAAAUGCUUGCUUUGACAUUUUCCUUUUAAUUUUGAAGUCAAAGGUGAAAGAGCAAGAGCAUCUUCUCCCCAGCAAAUUGGACUGGCUUCCUAACUGCACCAUGUUGACUUAAGUUGGCAACUGAUCUUGCCAGUCAGGGUGGGGCGGGGGCAGUUUUCAGUGCCAGCCAAGCCUAAUGUCCAAAGGGACAGUCUUACUGGAGAACGGUUAUAGCUUCUGAAGGCUUGGCAUGCACAUGGCUCUCUGGAGUGAGCGACACAAUGAGAAGUUUGUUUACAUCAUUCUUUGCACUGCCUAAACCAGCCGAGACUUCAGUUGGUUGCAGUCUCUCCUCGGUGCCAUCAUUAGACAAGUAAAAUAGAAUAGCCAUUAUUGCAUUAGUCGGUGGACCAGCAAAACAUUAGACAAAUUGGAGAAGCUAAACUUAGCUCUGUCAGCUUUGGCCUCUGCCUCAUUGGCUAGCCUACAUGUUAAAAUCCCAAUUGGUGUUAGAAUAUUUUUCAUACUUAGGAUUCAGGAGAGCCACAGAAAACGUAAGGGGCAGUAUUAUUCAUUUCCUAACACUAACAUGCAUAAAUCUGAAUCUUGGUUUAACAUAGCAUCUCUCAGGUCUUCCACCACCCAGAUUUUUCAUGGGGUUCUUCUCUUAAGCUGGCACAUAAGAGUAAUCCAUUUUAUCUGGGUUUUGAACAACCUGUGUGCCUGAGCAUGGGAAGGGGGUGUUGAACACUAAGAGGGAAGAUACAUUUCCUAAGGGGACAUAACUACAAGCACCUUAAGACUGAGCUGAGUGUUGCUCACUAAUGAGAUGUUUAAGCCAGAAUUAGUAUAGCCAUUGCUAUUUUUCUAGAAAAAGAGGUGCUGGAACUCACCAUGAAUGCCUCCUUUGUUCUCUCAGAAUGGCAACAGUGCCCACCUGAUUAGUGGGUAUAGCAUUUGGUGAAGAAACAGGUAGCACUAAUAGUGUCUGGGAUCCACAGGGGCACAUGUGGAUACCACAUGUAUACACUAGGGCUCUUCUGCCACUCGUGAAGCCAGGGGAACUUCUGGGGUGGGAUUCAGUGGCACACAAGGGGAUGCAGCUGGGGGAUGAAUCAUGGCCAAACUGAGGUAGCAUGUAAGCAAAGAAAGGAAAUGUUUUCUCUGGGACAAAAAAAAUAUGUGCUGACCUGUAUGCGAAUAAGCUUGUCAGACUUGCUGUUCUAGGCCUAUUUCCCCAGUUCAGCAGUGCUCCCCACUGUGAGAUGACACUAGGCAAGAAAGGCUGCCGUGUUAAGGACUUGUAGCUUUGUUGUGUAGAACAGAAUGUUUUUUGCACAUUGGUUGUCAUAGCUAAGGCUGCCUUCUGAUCAUGUGAAUUUGGGCCAUGAUUAGUUUUUUUUUUCUAAUUUCUGCUUUAGAAGUUCAUGUGAGUUGACUCUGGUCAACAUGAAGACUUUCAUUAGAUCAGUUCCACAGUCAAGGGAGUGUCGUGUGGCUACUUCACCACAAGCAUGGCUGACAGUUCAGUCCACAGCUGACUGCUUCCCCCACUUUCGCAUCUUUGCAGUAGCAUGGCAAAUGUUGGGAAAUUAUCUUCCUGGCAAAGCAUCGGCUUUACCAACAAUUUUAAGACUUCUCUUCUAAACUCAUAUUCUCACCACACUUUAGUUCUGUGAAUUGGUGCUGAGCUUGAGACAAAGGCCGAGCCAGCUCUUGUCAGUUAAUGUGGUUGUCCAGCUAGCUUUGGUUUGCAACUUUUAAACUACUAGAUCUUGUAUGCCACAACAGUAUAUAAGAAAGGUCCGUUUAUUUGUGAAUUGCGCUAAAGUAGUGUUUCAUUUCGGCAAGGAUGUGGUUGUAGCACGCUGGCUCAACUUAAGUUCAACGAUCAGUGUUUGUCUUCAGGAAACUAGGUGAUGAGGGAGUGAAAAUCCAGCAUUGGGAUUCUAAAGGCAACUAACUCCUUGUCCAGUAAAAGUGUUAGAGGCGUUCCUUCGUUUGUGAUCAGGGCUUAUUUGUACACACAAAAAAAUGGCUUUAUUCCCAUCCGAUGCUGCUGUACAUAGGCUUUCCCCGUUCCAUUUGCUGUGUUGUUAGUUCUUUGUUGUAUGUGCAUGAGUGGUGUAUGUGUUACUUAGUAAUUCCAAAUGCAUCUGUGCUGACUUCUGAAGUGCCUGGGAAUUCUUUCUGGGUCAGAAGGAAGGGCAUGAAUUUUGUAAUGUCAUACAGUGAAACAUGAUAUGGGUGUCUUGUGAUUCCCCCCCUCUAAAUCCUUGGGGAGCCCAGGAAGAGCCUGGUCUUGCUUCUUGCAUCCAAGGAACCCCAACAAUUCCUCAGAGGAGGAAUAGGGUCAUUUGUUUUCCAGAUAGGUGUCCCAAAUCCUUUACUUUCCACACAAUGUCAUUUGAACAGAUACUUGUCUUGAUGCUUUGGAGAUCUUGUCCUGUAUAGCAUAUUUGUACAUGUAUUAUUAGUACAUGUGGGAGGCUCUUGUGGUACCUAAAAAAUCUGCUACCUUAUCCCUUUGACCCAACCCGUCACUUCAAUGCUUUUACCUUUACCAUAAAACUGCAUGAUAUUGUUUUUAUAACUGUUAAUUGAAUUCACUUUGAAAUAAAACUGUGGAAAAUGA
Messenger RNA from Lacerta agilis (Sand lizard), 3680 nucleotides. It is a transcript of the gene MTCH1, whose product is annotated as mitochondrial carrier 1. The coding region runs from base 46 to 1017 and encodes 323 amino acids. Gene Ontology annotation, biological process: positive regulation of apoptotic process. Gene Ontology annotation, cellular component: mitochondrion; membrane. Lineage: Eukaryota; Metazoa; Chordata; Lepidosauria; Squamata; Lacertidae. The transcript has 12 exons. The record is from RefSeq and is a predicted model, not a curated record.